AUGGACGCAGGCCGAAACCACCCCAGCAGUGAAGAUGGGGACCUACAGGUGCUGGUGCAGGAGCUCUGCCAGCUGCGGGCUAGGCAGAAGAAGCUGACAAGAGAGGUGGAGAAGCACAAGGUGUUUGAAGACUACCUGCUCCAGGUGCUUGAGAAAAUCCCCAAGGGCUGCAAGGACCCAGAGGAGCCCAAAGUGGCCCCGCUGAAGGCCAUGGUGGAGCACUACAGCCAGCUCCUGUCGGCCAGGCAGGACAUCCAGGCGCACCUGCAGGCCUUCUCCCAGAUGAACCAGGCCGCACACCAGAGGUUGCAGUCCCUGGAAGACAGCCACAGGGCUCUUGUGCCGAGCCUCAAGGUCCGGCUUUGCCAGCUGCAGAAGAGGUGCCACCGCAAGCAUGAGCAGUGGAGGCAGCUGGCACGUGGUAUUGCCUCUGAGGAUGACGCUGACUCUGACCCUGAGCCACAGACCAGCAAAAGUCACGUGAGUCCACCUGCUGGCUGGGGGCAGGGUAUGGACUGGGACUGCUGCAGUCAGCAGCUCAGCUCAGUGAAGUUGCUCAUCAACAACAUGGCCCAGCACUGCUGCUCUGGCACCCAGCGUGAGCUCAGCACCAUGGGGCUCUUCUCCCAGCUUAAUCUUAUCAAGGAAUUUAUGUUGGACAAAAUGGAGACGGUGAGAAUGAUCUCGCUGCUCACGGAACCCAGCAAGUGCUGCUCAGGGGACAGUCGCAAGAACCAGAGGCCCAGAAGCUACCUGGGAUCCUUGGGGAGGAGCCCGGGGAGACAGGACCCCACACCCAGGACCCCCUUUCCCAGUGCUAGGACUUCCGAGUGCUCCAGCUUGUCCUAA
Messenger RNA from Ochotona curzoniae (black-lipped pika), 849 nucleotides. It is a transcript of the gene CCDC197, whose product is annotated as coiled-coil domain containing 197. The record is from RefSeq and is a predicted model, not a curated record. The transcript is spliced from 6 exons. Bases 1 to 849 code for a protein of 282 amino acids. Lineage: Eukaryota; Metazoa; Chordata; Mammalia; Lagomorpha; Ochotonidae.